Molecule: messenger RNA, 5682 nt
Organism: Corticium candelabrum
Lineage: Eukaryota; Metazoa; Porifera; Homoscleromorpha; Homosclerophorida; Plakinidae
Product: leucine-rich repeat serine/threonine-protein kinase 1-like
Exons: 3
Coding region: 1-5544 (1847 amino acids)
Biological process (GO): signal transduction; protein phosphorylation
Cellular component (GO): cytoplasm
Molecular function (GO): protein binding; ATP binding; protein kinase activity
Source: RefSeq, a predicted model, not a curated record
AUGGUGGACGGCAAUCCUCCUGACUUGCUGCUUUUGUGCAGAGAAAGAAGGAACGACGAGCUUCUCAAAGAGCUCAAACGAGGAAUUCGACUGCCGCAGCGCCUCAGCAAAUUGGACGCGAAAAGCGGCCUGUCAGUUCUCCACGAGGCCUGCGAGCGCAACAACCCUGAUGCACUGCAUUGGCUUUUGCUGUACGGUGGCAAACCCAAUAUAAAAUCUCAGACCGGACUGACUCCACUGCACGUCGCAUGCGCUCGAGCAAGGUCUCAAUGCGUGAAGCUGUUACUGCGAUAUGGAGCCGACAUUGCGGCGCAAGACAGCAAGAAACAAACACCUAGAGACAAGAUGAAGUCCACGUACUUUACCAAGAGAGACAAAAAAGAAGAAGCUAAUGUUGUGAAGCAAUUGCUGAAAAGCCGUGACUUAGUUGCUGCUGCUGAACAUCACCCUGCUAAGGUCACUGAGAUGCUGAACACAGUAAAAGUGAAGGAAUUUGAGAAAAAUGAUCUGGAGCAAGCACUGAACAUCUGUGCUAGAAACGGAGCUUUAAAACCUGUUUGCCAUUUGCUCUGUAAGGGUGUCACCAACCUUGCAUAUGCUCUUGAAAUCUCUGCACAACAAGGACACUACAAUAUUACUGCACUGCUGGCCCUUGCUCGUGCAGUCAUCAAAGAUGAUCUUGAUAGAAUUCUCUACGUCUUCGGAGACUCACACGAUGAGUAUGACUACUAUGAGUCAUACUUACCGAUGGUACUUGACUCAGUAAGAAAGCGAAAACCACCGAUUGAAGUGCUGAUUAGUGUUGCAAUCAAAUUCACUCGGAAUACUAUUAUUUACCAUUUGCUCCAACAUUUAGAUUGUAAUCGAAAUCAAGGCAUUGUCAACUGGAGUAAAUUGCGGUUGAAGCAGAUUGAACCAGAGUGGGUGCGUGCUGUUGCUUCAUUUGUCUGUUCUCUUGAUCUGAGCAAUAACAAACUGCAUAAAUUCCAAGAUUUGCUGCUGCCUCUCACAGAAUUGGUUAAUCUUGAUCUCUCUGGCAAUGUUUUAGAGACAGUGCCUAUGAAGCUGUUUCAGCAAGCCAAUCUUCGACAGCUUGAUCUGUCUCGAAAUGUGUUGAGGGAACUGCCCCAGACAUCAUCCUGGUCACGGAGUUUGGAGAAGCUUUAUCUAUCUAAUAAUAAGCUUCGACAUCUUCCAGAUGGCAUGCAAAAUGCAUGUCUUGUGUCACUGAAAAUAGAUCGAAACCUUUUUUCAGAAGUUCCUACAUGUGUGCCAUGCAUUUUGACAUUAAAAGAACUUGAUUUGAGCUACAAUACAUUUCUUAGUUCUUUGCCUAAUACAUUGGGCCAACUGUUAGAUCUGGAGACCUUGAACUUAGCUGGAGUAGUAGUUACUAAUGUUCCUCCAAAACAUAGCAGGUCAGCUCAAGAAGUUGUUCGGUAUUUGAGAUGCAAGCUUCGUUCUGCUAAAGAAGAAUAUCGCUUGAAGUUGGUUGUUCUUGGCUAUCAGUCAAAGGUAAAGCAGGCGUUAGUAGCGCGUCUGCAAGGUGAUGGUUUCUCUCCCAUCCCGGUCAGAAAAGAGAAAAGUAGUAGUCCAGAGAGUAUUAACAGUGAAUUCGGUGGUAGCAGUGGUAAUGGUGGAAAUGAGACUUCUACUCACCCACAGCUUGUUAUCACUGACUGGGAAUAUAAACCCAAGCUAUGGACAAAAUUCAAGGUUGACUUUAGCAUGUGGAAUUUUACUGGAUUUGAGCCUUACUAUUCAACUUAUCAAUGUUUUCUGACAAAGCAGUGUGUUUGUUUGCUGGCAUUUGAUGCAUUACGAGGUGUGGAUGCUGUUCUGGAAUUAUCGCCAUGGCUGGAAUCAAUAGUAAAGUAUGUACCAGAUGCCACAGUUGUAGUUGUUGGCUACUAUUCUGGCAAACAAGGCAAGGGAACUCUUGAAGAUCGUCUUGUCAUGCAAAUUAACAAUCAGUGGAGAAAAAUGACAAGUGAGCAUCCAUACAGUUCAUUUCGUUGUGGAGGAGUUGUUUUUGUUAGCGAUGAGUCUGACAGCAAAAAAGGUAUUCGCAAGCUAAGAGAAGCACUGUAUUCAGCAGCUGUUAGCUUGUUUGAGAAUGACAAGAAGAGAAUGAAACAUUUAGUUCCAUACAGCUACCUUCAAGUUGCAAAAAAGAUUGCUACUCAACGACAACAUUGUACCCAAAAGAAUAAAUGUCCUAUCAUGGCAAAGAAUGAUAUGCUCACACUUCUUCAUGAAAUUCCUGGUCAGGACAUCGACAAUCCACAAGAGCAGAAAGAGCUGGUCGAAUAUUUGAUGAAAGCAGGAGUAUUGAUGCAUUUUGAUAUUUCCAAAGUUGACAUCAAUCAAUUGCUUUUUAUUGAUCCUUCAUGGCUGUAUGAACUGAUGACUCGAGUUGUUUAUGCGUGUCCUCGCAGCUCUGCAGCCAUUAGUGGCUUGCUUCGUCGUGAUGACUUACCAAUUUUGUUUCCAUGCCAUCGCUUUUCAGCAGAGUAUUAUGAUUCCUUCUUACGGCUGCUAAACAGGUUCUCUGUUGCCAUUACAAUUGAUUCCGAGGUUAUGUUAGUGCCAGCUCUUCUACCUACUAAGCAAUCUUCAGAGUUUUUAAACCUUGGCAGUACAUCUCUGCAGUUACGCAGGCUCUACACAUUUACUCACCUUGCUACAUGGUUUUGGAAUCGUUUGUUGGCUCGUUUGAUAUUGUCAUUGAAAGAGAUAGCAGUUGCUUUUGGUGUUGAUCAUCAAACACUAUUUCAGCCUGUAACUGCUGGUUUUGCUGACCAAAAAGCACAAAUUGAUUCAUAUUCAACGUCUGACUCAGUAGAGCCAGGUAAUGGAGAAGAUUCUAUUGAUUCACAUUUGAUGUUGCCUGCUACAGAAACUGAUAAUCCAGUUGAAAGCCAAAUGCUAAUGACUGGCACAGAAGUCGAAAUUGAAAUGAAAGGAAAGAAAGCAGGACUAAGUAAGCUUAAUGUAGAUGCAUCAAUGGAAAAAGGGUCAUACAAUGACAUUUCAAGCAACAGAUCUAAACAAAAACCAAAUGAGCUGUUGUUUCAAAAGAAGACCCAGGAAACAGUUAGUCUGAGUCAGACUUCAGUGUCACCUCUAGAGGAUGAUAUAGAUUUUGUUUCUUUGCCAAGAUCAAGGCCACAAGUUGGCAGUAUUUGUAGUGAUGGCUCAGGAAGAGCUCUUCAUUACUGGCGAUAUGGCAUGUCAUGUUCUGUUGGUGAUUCAUUCUUCUGUUUGAAAAGAAGAAUGGACCAAACAACUGGGACUGAUCAAGAGCUGGAGGUGGUCACCUCUGCAAAUGAAAGAGGCAAGAAGGCUAUGACACUGAUUGUUGACAUUCUUUUCGCUUUAUUGAUAGAGUGGUUUCCUGAACUUCUAGAAUUGCCUUCAUCGAAUUGCUUUGUUCAACAGACUGCAACUUGUUGUCAGUGCAGUCGGCUUGGUGUCAAGUGUGCAAACAACUUCAUUCUUGAGACAUGUGUUGAAGCAUGUCUACGAGGUACUCCAGUAAAAUGCCACCAGCACAUUAAAGAACCUCCCUGCUUAAAUGAGCUAGUACCAGAGAUGGUUUUCAGCGAUUUGCCUGCAAGUCUUAUUAUAUCACAUAAUCAGCUACAGAUUAUGGACAAGAUUGGAGGCUCUGGCUGUACACAAGUUUGUAAAGUCAAUGUUGAUAACCAAGCAGCUGCUUUCAAAGCAUACACAGUGCUGGCAAACACUUCAGCCUCAGUCCAACAUGUCUUUUAUCAUAUGCGAGCAGAGAUGAAGCAUCUUCAAACUGUGAGUCACCCUAAUGUUGUCAGAUUGUUAGGAGUGUGUCCUAGACCUCUUGGCCUUGUUCUUGAGCUAGCACCCCACGGAUCAUUAGACCAACAUCUUAGUGGGGCAAGAGUGAGAUUGGAACGAAUACUUUUAUUCCACUUGGCUAGUCAGAUUGCAGCAGCUCUUGCACAUCUUCAUAGCAAACAUAUUGUUCAUCGAAACCUAAACCCCAGAGCUGUGCUGGUGUUUUCACUUGCAAUUGAGGAGUUGACAAACAUCAAGCUUUGUGAUUUCAGAGCAGCUGGGAUUGAGUUUCCAUCUGGAUUGAAAGGCAAUGCAGGUUCUGGUGCAUAUCAAGCUCCAGAAAUUGUAGAGAGUAAAGGCAUGGAAGAAUAUGAUGCAUCAGUUGACAUAUUCUCAUUUGCUAUGGUGUUGUAUGAAAUGAUUACUUAUCAGAAGCCGUUCGAUGGUGAAGCAAAAGCUGAUAUUGUAACUCUGAUUCUACAGAAUCUCAGACCUCAUUUAAGUGAUCAUGCUGUACCAGAGGGAGGCUUGUAUUGUUUAGCUGAACUAGUAAAGCAAUGCUGGGAAAGCAAGCCAAGUGACAGACCAAAACCUCUGACUAUAGUAACUAAUCUGCUUGUACCUCAGUGUCAGUGUCUUAUGGGGUGUCAGGUGCUUCCUCAUUCUGACAGUGUCAGGCUUAUGUGUUUUGUGCCACAAGCUGAGGAAUUGUGGGUGUUUGCAGAAAAAGAGGAGCAGUUGCUAGGGUUUGUGCUAGAUGUGCAUAACCUUUGCAUUAGAAGUUCUAUUCCUGCAGCUGGUGAAGAUUUGGAUAUAAGUACAUACAAAGCCCUGUGCGCAGUUGCAGUUGGUACAGAUACCGUGUGGGUUGGUGUAGUAGAAAAGGUCAUUCUCAUAUUUAAUGUGAAAACAAGGAAACUGCUAGAGACUAAUGAGACUGGUCAGCCUGUGGUGUCUCUUGUCACAUGCAAUAAUAAAGUCUUUGCUGGUCUUGACCAUGGUCAACUGUCAGUGUAUGAGGAGAGCUCUUUGUAUACAAGAGGACAGCUGUUGUGCAUUGGGUCAGAACCUAUUAUUUCUAUUGCAGCAGUUGAAAAUGAGGUGUGGUGUAGUUGUGGUGACCAACUUUAUGCUAUAGAUUCUGAUUCUUUGGACACUAUUUGCACGAUUCCUUGUGAACAGGCUGUCACGGGUCUUGUGGUAUCACCAGAUGGUCAGAGCAUAUGGGGUAUGCAUCGUAAACUGGCUCUUCUGUCUUGUUGGGAUGUCACAUCACACACUUUACGUGAUAGUUUUGAUUGCUUUCAUCCUGACUCUGUUGUCAACGUGACUGAAUCUCAGCCUACAAUACUGCCUGGCUUAAGACGUCCAAGAUUGCAUAGUGCUACUCCAUUUGCACUAGCUGGUGAUAGAAUUCGCUCUGUUUUGCCAGUUGCUGAUACGUUAUGGGUUGGCACAGAAACAGGCUUUAUUCUAAUAUUUCAAAUGCCAAGUCGAGAACUUCUUACACAGUUUCGAGCACAUAAUGGGAAGGUUAUAUGUCUUCUUACCAUUGAUCUUCCCAUUACAGAACAUGGAGUUGUAAUAAGUGGGGCAAGUGGCUUCCAUUAUGAUCGAGAAGCAGAAAUUCUUUACAAGAUGGAUAACUCAACUGAAGGUACAGUAUUGAUGUGGGAGGCUAUUUCUGGGGCUAAUGCAAAGCUACUGGAGCAAAGAAGUCAACUGUGAAUGGACAUCUUUUCGUAACAACUGUCAGCCAUUUGAGUAUUCUAUAAUUGCCAUUGCAUGUGUUGUGAUUGUCUUGAUGUAGUAGCUUUAAGAUAGGAGAGCAUCACUAGAAAUCUUGGUGUUCUACUGUGUGUGCUA